AUAAAUAAAUUCUAGUAUAUGCAUCUUACAAGGAAAAUCAAAUCAGGAAAAGGAAAAGGGGAAGAAGAAAGAAGAAGAAGAUUAGAAAGGAGCACCACCAGCAGCUAAACAGUUACAGCGUCGGGAGUUACUUCUCUCAACGGCAAUUUCAUCGCUUUGGUCAAACUCUAACGAGGAAGGAUUGCAUUGGUUCCGACUCCGUCCAGCUUCAUUUAGUUGCAGAUAAACGAAAUUAUUAGAGCAGUUGUUGCAGCGGUGGAUUUCCUUUUUGGCACUCACGCUCUUUCCCCGAAAUUCGUCGCUGUUUGACGUAAAUUUGGAUCACCUUGCCGAUCCGAGCUACGCUUUCCUUGGUGUUCGGAUUUUGUCUCCUACUGCCGCUUCUUGUUCUCGUUGGUUCCGAGAUGAAAGAGACUAGAAGUGGGGCGAGAACUGAUAGAUUUUCUAAAUCUUCAUCAAUUGACUCCUAUCCGCUUGUUCUCAACAUCGAUGAUUUUAAGGGUGACUUCUCAUUCGAUGCUUUGUUUGGGAAUUUGGUUAAUGAACUCCUGCCAUCUUAUUUAGAAGAAGACACAGAUGCUUCAGAAGGGCAUGGGGCAAGUGAUAGUAUGCCAAAUGGUCAUAUGCGAACUCCUUCAGAUAUGGGAAAAAUCUUACAGGGACCACCCAGCCCAUUGUUUCCUGAAGUAGAUGCUCUCUUGUCUUUGUUUAAGAAUUCAUGCAUGCAACUGAUUGAUCUUAGGAAACAGAUUGAUGGCAAACUCAACAACCUAAAGAAGGAAGUUGCUUCCCAAGACUCCAAGCAUCGGAAGACGCUUUCCGAGCUAGAGAAAGGUGUUGAUGGAUUAUUUGAUAGUUUCUCGAGGUUAGACUCGCGUAUAUCCAGUGUUGGGCAAACUGCAGCUAAGAUAGGAGAUCAUCUGCAGAGUGCUGAUUCUCAGAGAGAAACUGCCAGUCAGACCAUAGAUCUCAUUAAGUACUUGAUGGAAUUUAAUAGCAGCCCGGGUGACCUAAUGGAACUUUCACCUCUAUUCUCCGAUGAUAGUAAGGUCGCUGAAGCAGCUUCAAUUGCACAAAAAUUAAGAUCAUUUGCUGAGGAAGAUAUUGGAAGACAAGGUGUCGGUGCUGCAUCAGUUGUUGGGAACGCAACAGCAAGCAGAGGACUAGAAGUAGCUGUUGCUAAUCUGCAGGAAUAUUGUAAUGAGUUGGAAAAUAGAUUGCUUUCCAAAUUUGAUGCAGCUUCACAGAAACGGGAUUUGUCUACAAUGGCAGAAUGUGCAAAAAUUUUGUCCCAGUUCAACAGGGGUACGAGUGCAAUGCAACACUAUGUGGGACUACGUCCUAUGUUUGAUUUGGAAGUCAUGAAUGCAGAUGCCAAUUUGGUUCUUGGUGACUCUGGCUCUCUACCAAGUCCAAGCAAUGUAGCAAGUGGACUCACUACCUUAUACAAAGAAAUCACAGAUACUGUACGGAAAGAAGCAGCAACAAUAAGAGCAGUGUUUCCUUCACCAAAUGACGUCAUGUCUAUAUUGGUUCAGCGUGUAAUGGAAGACCGAGUUCCUAAACUGCUUGACAAGCUAUUGAAUAAACCAUCUCUACACAAUCCUCCUCCCAUGGAAGAAGGUGGACUUAUAUUAUAUCUUAGAUUGCUUGCAGUGGCUUAUGAAAAGACUCAGGAACUUGCUAGAGAUUUACAUAGUGUGGGGUGUGGUGACUUGGAUGUUGAAGGCUUAACGGAGUCUUUGUUUCUUCCCCAUAAAGACGUAUACGCUGAGUAUGAACAGGCGUCUCAGAGGCAACUGUUUAAAUCAAAGAUGGAUGAGCUACGGGCAGAAAGUGUUCAAUCCUCUGAAUCAACAGGGACGAUUGGGCGAUCAAAAGGAGCUUCCAUAUCAUCUUCCCAACUGCAGAUAUCAGUCACUGUUGUAACAGAAUUCGUACGCUGGAAUGAAGAAGCUGUAUCUAGAUGUACCUUAUUUUCUCCACAGCCUCCAGCCCUAACAGCGAAUGUCCGGGCUGUUUUUACUUGCCUUUUGGAUCAGGUUAGUCAAUAUAUAACGGAGGGUUUAGAAAGAGCUCGAGACAGCCUUACGGAAGCUGCAUCACUGAGGGAACGGUUUGUUUUGGGAACUAGCGUCAGUCGAAGGGUUGCAGCUGCAGCUGCUUCUGCUGCAGAAGCUGCUGCCGCAGCUGGUGAAAGCAGUUUCAAAUCUUUUAUGGUUGCUGUACAGCGGUGUGGUAGCAGUGUCGCUAUUGUUCAGCAAUUCUUUGCAAACUCUAUCGCCCGACUUUUACUACCUGUGGAUGGUGCGCAUGCUGCUGCCUGCGAAGAAAUGUCCACAGCACUGUCCAAGGCAGAAGACUCUGCGUACAAGGGACUCCAACAAUGCAUUGAAACAGUGAUGGCUGAGGUUGAACGGCUUCUAUCAGCUGAACAAAAAUCAACAGAUUAUAGGUCACCUGAUGACGGAAUUGUCCCUGAUCAUCGGCCUACAUCUGCCUGUGCAAGGGUUGUUGCUUAUCUAUCCCGAGUGCUUGAAUCUGCAUUCACAUCUCUUGAAGGUCUUAACAAACAAGCAUUCCUGACUGAGCUGGGAAAUCGCUUGCAUAAGGUUCUACUGAAUCAUUGGCAAAAGUUCACUUUUAAUCCAAGUGGAGGAUUGCGGCUCAAACGUGACAUAACAGAGUAUGGAGAAUUUGUCCGAAGCUUUAAUGCUCCCACAGUAGAUGAGAAGUUUGAGCUACUGGGGAUUAUGGCCAAUGUCUUCAUCGUUGCACCGGAGAGUCUGUCAUCACUAUUUGAGGGAACACCAAGCAUCCGAAAAGAUGCACAAAGGUUUAUUCAGCUCCGGGAUGACUACAAGAGUGCGAAGCUGGCCUCGAAACUGAGCUCUCUGUGGUCUAACUAGCUUGAAAUGGUUUUGGUUAGACACUGGUACGUUUGCUUUACUUUGUUGUUUUUUUUAUGCACUGAUACAACAUAUUGGCAUGAAGUUUGAUUGAUUAAUUUGUUGGUUUGCUGAAAUGAGUAUAGACUUGCUACAUUAGUUAUUGUUUUAUGGAAUCUAAAUGAAUAGAGUCGACUCUCUCAUUUGUUGUGU
Molecule: messenger RNA, 3101 nt
Organism: Andrographis paniculata
Lineage: Eukaryota; Viridiplantae; Streptophyta; Magnoliopsida; Lamiales; Acanthaceae
Product: exocyst complex component SEC10b
Exons: 25
Coding region: 405-2909 (834 amino acids)
Biological process (GO): exocytosis; Golgi to plasma membrane transport
Cellular component (GO): cytoplasm; exocyst
Source: RefSeq, a predicted model, not a curated record